Messenger RNA from Photinus pyralis (common eastern firefly), 829 nucleotides. Its product is annotated as cuticle protein 16.5-like. The record is from RefSeq and is a predicted model, not a curated record. Lineage: Eukaryota; Metazoa; Arthropoda; Insecta; Coleoptera; Lampyridae. The coding region runs from base 52 to 810 and encodes 252 amino acids. The transcript is spliced from 2 exons.
AGUAUAAAAUGCGAGGAGACUAGACGAUGGAUAUCAUUUCCUUCCUUUACCAUGGCUCUUAAGGUUGUCAUAUUCUUCGCAUUCGUCGCCGCCGUGAGCGCCGGGCUCAUUCCUUCGGCACUCAAGAUUGAGACGCCGGUCAUUGCUUCACUUCCAUCAGCGAUUAAGUACGAAAUUCCCCCGACCUCAAGAGUUGAGCAUCUUCCACCAGUGAUCACCACCUCUUACGGCUACUCCACCCUGCCGCUCAAGCACGAAGUCGUCGCGCCGGCCGUCAAGAUUGAAGCCGCACCAGUCGCUGUUGCCGCCGCACCCCUCACCACCCACGUGGAAAUCCCAGCAGUAUCACGUGUCGAGCAUUUGGCACCCGCCGUCGCAUCCACCUACAAGACCGAAGUGAUCACUGCACCAAAGGUCCACGUGACCCACACUCCCGCCGUCCACAGAAUCGAGCACUUCGCACCGUCCAUCAAGGCCGAGGUGAUCUCGCCUGCCGUCGCACACGUCGCCCCAUUACUUAAAAGUGAACUCCUUGCCGCCCCCGCCGUCAAGAUCGAAACUCCCGCAAUCGCCACCGUCCAACACCUGGCACCAGCCGUGUCACACCUGAGAACCGAGCUGCUCGCAUCGCCCGCCAUCAAAGUGGAAACCUCGCCUUUGAUCCACCUCCAUACGCCGACUGUGGCCAGGAUUGAUCAUCUGGCCCCCGCCGUCCAUUUCGCGCCAGCCCUGAAAUCGCAUAUCAUCGCCGAGCCAACUUUGAAAUUCGACCUUGACCACCACCAUUUACUUAAACACUUGACCUUCUAAAUGUGAACCGUUUGUAAAA